Danaus chrysippus (African queen) is the source of this 1404-nucleotide messenger RNA. The record is from the annotation of a GenBank genome assembly. Lineage: Eukaryota; Metazoa; Arthropoda; Insecta; Lepidoptera; Nymphalidae.
AUGUUCCCAGCACGGACAUUUCAAACGAAAUUAAUAGAGGAUGAUUCAGAACGUAAAACGAUAAAGAAAAAUUUUCUUCAAACAGUAAUUCAUAAAGUUAAAGAUUACAUUGUUUUGUUCCUGGAAACUUCUUCUAUACAUGGCUUGAACCACUUGGUUGUGGUUGGGAGACAUCCGUUCGAAGUGUUUCUCUGGUUGUUCAUGGUGAUCAUCUCAGUGUUUGGGACCGUCAUCCUGUCCAAGACUACUUGGUCUCGCUAUCAGUCCUCACCAACUGUUGUUUCUAUGGACAGGGACAUGUUUGCUUGGAACACCACCUUUCCUUGUAUAACUCUCUGUCCCACCAAAAAACUGGAUCCGACGAAGCUAACCAAUUAUAUUAGAAAUGCAAAUGCAACAGAUCCUGACGAACUUCGAGAAUUUAUAACGGCGCUCGCUAAAGCAAAUUUCGAAAAUUUCAACACAGUGCCCUAUUAUCACGAGAUAAGCCCUGACAGAUAUUUGGAAUUGAUUCUUAGCUUGGCUCCACCAUUCGCUCCUUCUCUGACUAUUGGAGCCUCUGGUAUCAACCUGCAGAUUGAACCCACUAUAACUGAGAUGGGUUUGUGUUACGCGAUUAACUCCAAGGUUGCUGUAUAUAAUUCUCCUAAGUAUAGAGCAGCAAAUAGAUGGGAUAUAGUGACAACUAAGAAUUUCACAUUUUUUGUUCAUCCUCUGGACGGAGAGGUUUUUGCUCAGCUGAAUAAUAUAUCCAGUUCCUAUGAGGUCUACAUCCAUGGGCCGUUAGAGGUGCCUGAUAUAUCAACGAAGCGUCACUACGCUGAUGAGAACUAUUACAUGAAGAUAUACGUGACCGCCAUGACGGUCUACACAUCACCAGAGGCCGCCAAGCUCAGUGUAGCUCAACGUCGAUGUCGCUUCCUCCACGAGAACUCUUUGAAACAUAACUCAGUGUAUACAUACAAUAUGUGUCGUAUGGAAUGCCGCUUGCGACUGUGUCUUAAAUACUGCAAGUGUGUGCCUUUCUUUUAUAGAAAUGGCAAGGAAAAAAUUUGUGAUGUCGAGGGAAUGCAAUGUUUAGCAAAAUAUAAAGAUGAUCUUAUUAAACUUAGAACAAAAGAUGGAAGGAAGGUUAGUUGUGAAUGUCUUCCUAUUUGCGAUGAUGUCAACUAUAUUGUUCAAUCACAUGCCCUGCACGAGUGGUUCCUUGGUACAUUCUUUCAGUGGGGAAUCGUUACUUACCCUAGAAUGCGUUAUAGACGGGACAUUAUAUUCGGUUUUACUGACGUUCUUGUUGCUGUCGGAGGCAUGGCUGGACUGUUUCUAGGCUGCAGUGUUCUCAGUUUUAUGGAAAUAGUGUAUUUCUUGACAUUACGUCUUUUCUGGUACACGAGGAGAGGUUAA